Psylliodes chrysocephalus is the source of this 2319-nucleotide messenger RNA. NCBI's taxonomy places the organism in Eukaryota, Metazoa, Arthropoda, Insecta, Coleoptera, Chrysomelidae. The record is from the annotation of a GenBank genome assembly.
AUGGAAUCCGGUUCUACAUUAAAUACUUUAAAUUUUUAUUCAAAAACAGACACAAGUUUAUAUCCAGUGGAAAUAAAAUCAUCUACAAACUUGGAAGGAAUUUUAAUCGAGUCUAGUUCGGAAUCAACUGUACAUUCUAAGGAGUUGAAGUUAUAUCAAAAAGAUGCGAAAUCAUCCAAAAAAAUUGAAGACAACUCGUCACAAAUUUCUAUUAAAGAAUUUUUAAAUUUUUUGAAGGUAGCAUAUCAGGUUCAAGAUAGUAUAGAAAAUGUUCUUACAGCAAAUGGAAUGAUAGAAGCAGUGGAUUGGUUAAAAAGAAAGGAAACGCUUCUAUUGUUAAGUCAAAAUAGCGUCAGUAGUCAAACUAUACCAGAAAUAUAUCAAGAAAGACUACCAGAUGAAAAAAAGGAAAUUAUUAUUCGCCGCAAAAGUGCAUCAUCAUUAGGCUCAACAUGUGACCCGGAACCACUAAAACGAAAACUAAGUGACCUAGUCACUGAUGGUUUGCUUGACUCUGUUCUCCCAUAUUUGGUAAAUAACACAGCUUCAAAAAAAAGUUUGGUGUCCGUCAAGGUUAAUGAAAAACUUCCAACAAGUGCAUCUGCCACAUAUGUUACGCAAAAUGAAAAACUUGGCAGAAGAAAGUCGAGCGAAGCAGUCUUAAAAAAUAUCGCAACUAAAUCUCAAUCAGAAGUGGAGAUACACGUUUGUGAUGAAGUUAAAAAUGCUAAGAAAACGUUUUUUUGUAACCAAAAUUUGCUUGUUACUAAAAUGGGUUACUUUGCUGAAGUAACACAAGGUCAACGUUUGGAAGAUAUGGACAUUUCGGUGCAUUGCGACAUUGGAAUUUUUGAAUGGUUAAUGGAAUGGGUGAGAAAAGAUUCCCUUCCAGAGGCAGAAUGGCCUAAACUGGAUUCUCAAUUAGUCAUUCCGAUUCUCGUUUCUGCUGCGUUUUUACAGAUGGAACCAUUAUUGGAAGAUUGCUUACGAUUUUGUCAUGAACAUAUGAACGAAAUAUUGAGAACAACUACAAAUUUAUCUUGUUUAAAUGAUUCAGUAGUCAGUAGGUUAGCUGCUAUGUACACCAAUGUUGAAAUUGAAGCCAUUAAGGACAAGAAGGAUAAAAUCCAAUCUCGCCUUUUUUCGAAGCUUAUUCAAUCAUUGGCAGAACCGGAACCUGAAAUGCUUAGAGGACAUUGGUGUUCAUUGGCCAGAGUAUUUCGAUGCGAAAAAUGCCAACUGCUGAUUACUCCAAAAGUAGCCCCAAUGAUUCCCUGUAUACCGCAAUGUAUGAGAUUGCAACCGGAUGGAUCAGUCUUAAGUCUGCACGUGAAGGACCCAUCUUGGAAUAUUAACACGUAUAUUCUAAAGCUGUACAAAAAAUUGAAAACCUGGCGAAAAGUAUAUUGGAGACUUUGGGGUGAUGCACAUUUUCUGUUCUGCGGAGUCUGUAAGCGUUAUUUUCCGGCCAAUCAAAUUGGGUGGUGUCGCUAUCAUCCGGAUUCGGCGCAGUUUUUUACUGUAGAUGCACAAAGGGCGCAUUUGCCUAUAGGAAGGUUCCCUUGUUGCGGUGAAAGGGCAUAUAAAUUUCAGUUACUGGAAAAUUUUAAUGGUUGUCAUUUUAGACAACAUUUGGUUUACAAUGAUGAUUUAAAAGAUUCUGCAAUUUUCUCCAUGUUGGAAACAUACAGACAUUUAAUAGAAGAAGAACCGCCACAACUGUUAUUUCCUGAAAAAUUGACAAGACUAGUAGCAAGAGAUCCUAAUUCAGCAGAUAAAAAAUUCGUUUGUAAAGAGGUGUUCUGGUGGGAUGGUAUAGAAAUUAUUCCACCUCGACCGAAACUUGGACUACUCGGAAAUUUCAGUAAUAGAUGCACGGAAGAAUAUCAUGGUUCAGAAGAAAGUUCGGAGGAAUUAACUGAAGAAGAAUCACCUUCUUCGGUCUCUUCAGGUUCGGAAGGAAGUGCUGAAAGUAAUCCUCGACCAAGAAGAAAGGCUCUUAGAAGGCGUAAACCCAAACGAAAAUUAAUGACUAGUCUGUGGCAGCAAAAUUUAUCUGCAAGAAGUAAUCAGGACAUUCAACGUUCUUAUGAAGAGAAAACAAUUAGAGAAAUAACAGAAUUCCUAACUAGGAAUGUUAGUGUUGAGAAUCUUGUUAGAGGAAGAAGUGUGUCCAAGAACUCCACGCCUGUGGGAGGUGUUUGGGUACGACUAGAAGCUGAAUGGCGUGAAUAUGCAACUCAUUUAAAAAAUAUUGCUAAGCAACAACCACCCACACCUAUAUGCCAAACAAAAUUCAACAGAUUCAAGACUAAAUAA